Molecule: messenger RNA, 891 nt
Organism: Microstroma glucosiphilum
Lineage: Eukaryota; Fungi; Basidiomycota; Exobasidiomycetes; Microstromatales; Microstromataceae
Exons: 2
Coding region: 1-891 (296 amino acids)
Source: RefSeq, a predicted model, not a curated record
AUGACUUCCUCUACCAUGAAGGUUGCCUUCUUCGGCGCCUCGGCCGGCUGCAGUCUCGAGACGCUGACCUUGCUUCUGCGCAACAUGCCUUCCCCCUCGAGCACCUUCCAUGCCAUGGUCCGCUCCCCAGCCAAGCUGCAGGGCGUCUUGCGAGAGCGAGGCCUAGCCCACCAUAUUGGGUCCACCGUCUACAUUUACGAGGGAGACGCACUAGUACAGAGUGAUAUUGAGAAGUUCCUCACCCAAGCAGACACGACAGGAGAGGGCGCUAUCAGCCACAUUGUCUCUACAAUGGGCCCCGUGGGCAGUAUAAACUGGCUCAAGAUUUGGGACCCAGUCGUCAUCUCAAAGGAACAGCACUUUAUGUGCUACAAGACGAUGAAGAUUAUUCUCGCCAGCAUGGAGAAGCUUGUCGCUUCGACUGGCGCUGCUGUGGCCCCUGAACUCGUCGUGGUCACAUCCAAUGGUAUGACAAAGAGUUCCUUUGCGGCUCUGCCCUUACUCUGGAGGUUCACUUAUCACUGGCUGCUUAAGACGCCUCACGAAGACAAGUACGCCAUGGAAGUCUUGCUCCACACGACAUACUCUGCGCCCUCUACCGACUUCAACCUUCCGGGAUCUCCUCAUGCGGGCAAAUCUUCCAAGGUCUUCCACAGUGAUCGACUGGCAAUCCUCCGUCCAUCGUUCUUCGUCGAUGGAGCAAUGACGUGCAAGUAUCGUGUCUCGGGGGACCAGGAGAACCUCAAGGGUGCUUGGACCAUCAACAGAGGUGACGUCGCUCACUGUCUUACGACCAAGAUCCUCGGCGUACCUGUGGCUACCGAAGAAGGAGGUGCCAGUGAUGAUAGCAUUGUAGAGAAGUGCAGAGGAGCAUUCGUAGUGGCCCACUGA